This is a messenger RNA of Lactuca virosa, 390 nucleotides long. The record is from the annotation of a GenBank genome assembly. Lineage: Eukaryota; Viridiplantae; Streptophyta; Magnoliopsida; Asterales; Asteraceae.
AUGUUAGAGGAGUUAAGAUUCUACAUGAUGGACAUACUGUACAACAUGACAUUAAAGGGACAACAAUGGGGAAAUCAUAUUUGUUCAGAGAUAAGAGAUAAGGGUAGUAGAGGUGAACCUCAACAACAUGAAGAGGUUGAAAUGACUCAUAUUAAGAUGGAUACUACUCAAAAUGAUAUGCAAGCUACUCCUAAUGAUGUUGAAUCCAGUAGUGCAUGGGAUUUUAGUCAGUAUAUGAAAGUUACUCCACCUAGAAGUUAUGAAGGUGAGGAGGGUGUUGUGGGUGAGGAGGUUGUUGGUGCUAAUGUUCAAGUUGAUGAGGUUAUUCCUAAUGUCCAAGUUGUUGCUAAUGUUCAUAUUCAGGAGGUUGUUCCUAUUGUCCAGGUUUAG